Messenger RNA from Myotis daubentonii (Daubenton's bat), 1833 nucleotides. It is a transcript of the gene ARFIP2, whose product is annotated as ARF interacting protein 2. The record is from RefSeq and is a predicted model, not a curated record. Gene Ontology annotation, cellular component: trans-Golgi network membrane. Gene Ontology annotation, biological process: intracellular protein transport; regulation of Arp2/3 complex-mediated actin nucleation. Gene Ontology annotation, molecular function: protein domain specific binding; phospholipid binding. NCBI's taxonomy places the organism in Eukaryota, Metazoa, Chordata, Mammalia, Chiroptera, Vespertilionidae.
CACAAACUGCGACGUGGCCGGCUUCUUCUGCCCGGGUGUGGACGUCACUUCCGCCGAAUCCCUGACCUGCUGCUAGGAUCGCGACGGGAACGGGAGCCCGAGGUCCCCGCGCGGACCGGGCCUGGCGCCCCGAGGGGAAGAGCAGCCCAGCCCGAGGGCGCUGGGGUGGAGACAUUGACUCCGGUCCCUUCCCUAGCCAUGACGGACGGGAUCCUAGGGAAGGCAGCCACAAUGGAGAUCCCCAUCCAUGGGAAUGGCGAAGCUGGGCAGCUUCCCGAAGAUGAUGGCCUGGAGCAGGACCUCCAGCAGGUGAUGGUGUCAGGACCCAACCUCAAUGAAACCAGCGUUGUGUCUGGUGGCUAUGGGGGCUCUGGUGAUGGACUCAUCCCCACAGGGUCUGGCCGCCAUCCAUCUCACAGUGCCACUCCUGCUAGCCCUGGAGAUGAGGUGGCUCGGGGCAUCGCUGGAGAGAAGUUUGACAUCGUCAAGAAAUGGGGCAUCAACACAUAUAAGUGCACAAAGCAGCUGUUAUCUGAGCGAUUUGGCCGAGGCUCUCGGACUGUGGACCUGGAGCUAGAGCUGCAGAUUGAGUUGCUGCGUGAGACGAAGCGCAAGUAUGAGAGUGUCCUGCAGCUGGGCCGGGCACUGACAGCCCACCUCUACAGCCUGCUGCAGACCCAGCAUGCACUAGGUGACGCCUUUGCUGACCUCAGCCAGAAGUCCCCAGAGCUUCAGGAGGAAUUUGGCUACAAUGCAGAGACACAGAAGCUGCUGUGCAAGAAUGGAGAGACACUGUUAGGGGCUGUGAACUUCUUUGUCUCUAGCAUCAACACAUUGGUCACCAAGACCAUGGAAGACACACUCAUGACUGUCAAACAGUAUGAGGCUGCCAGGCUGGAAUAUGAUGCCUACCGUACAGACUUAGAGGAGCUGAGCCUAGGCCCUCGGGAUGCAGGGACGCGUGGUCGACUUGAGAGUGCCCAGGCCACUUUCCAGGCCCAUCGGGACAAAUAUGAGAAGCUGCGGGGAGAUGUGGCCAUCAAGCUCAAGUUCCUGGAAGAAAACAAGAUCAAGGUGAUGCACAAGCAGCUGCUGCUCUUCCACAAUGCUGUGUCCGCCUACUUUGCUGGGAACCAGAAACAACUGGAGCAGACCCUGCAGCAGUUCAACAUCAAGCUGAGGCCUCCAGGAGCUGAGAAGCCCUCCUGGCUAGAGGAGCAGUGAGCCGCUCCCAGUCCAACCUGGCUGUCAUAAAGACACUGGGAGGGGCAGUCCCAGGGUGGGGGAGAUCGGACAUGGGAUAUCCCUUGCCACCUGCCCUCAGGCGUGGGCUCCUUUCCCCUUGCUGGGGCCUGACACCAGUUUUGCCCACAUUGCUGUGGGUAGGGAUGGGGCCUGCAGGCCUAGCAGUUGCUGCCCUGUCCCUUAUCUUCCUGGCCACUGGGCUUUGUUCCCAGAUCUUUUCCUUCCACUCCACAGCCAAAGGCUAUGACAAAACCACUCCCUGGCCAAUGGUAUUGCUCAGGCCUAUCCCCAGCUCCUGGGGUGUGCCCCCGACCAAUGGCAGAGCCUCAAAAGGCCCUGUCAGCCAAAGGCAGCUCUUCUUGGGCUCCCCUGGGCCAAUGAUGUUGCCUCCAGUACCCUUUGUCCCUCCUCUAUGCGUGCCCAUUGCAGAGAAAGGGACUGGGACCAAAGGGGUGGGAAUAAUGGGGAGCCCCAUUUCUGGCCCUGCAUCAGAAUGGGCAUCCCCUCACCUAUCCACCCAGUUUAAUUGUGCUUAGAGCCCUGGAAGAUUGGGACCUAGCACUAGGAAUAAACCUUUCAUAAAAGCAG